Messenger RNA from Cylindrotheca closterium, 1401 nucleotides. NCBI's taxonomy places the organism in Eukaryota, Bacillariophyta, Bacillariophyceae, Bacillariales, Bacillariaceae. The record is from the annotation of a GenBank genome assembly.
AUGACACCUCCUCUUGGAUCCUCGGUCCCAGCCGUUACCACCGCCUUGAAGGCUGGUGGCAAAAUCGACAAGGUAGCAAAGGUCAAGCCUCGCAACAAGGUUAUCGAUGGUUUCUUCAACGGCAGUAAAACAUCGGAAGAAUUGCUGAGUGAAAUCCAUUCACUUGCAGCUACCAAGCACGAGUUCAUGGUGACUACUAGACGAGAUCUUCACCGAAAUCCAGAACUCAUGUACAAUGAGAAAGAGACGUCUGCCUAUAUUCAGAAAGCUCUCAAGAAGCUGAAGAUUGCCUUCACCACAGGGUGGGGCGUCAAUACCAAUCCCGACAGGAUACCGGGAGAGGGAGGAUAUGGAAUCGUUGCGGAUAUCGGAACACGAAAGGAGCCUUGCGUGCUGCUUCGUGCUGACAUGGAUGCUCUUCCCAUUUUCGAGGAGACGACUAACAUUGAUGAUUUCAAAUCCAAGAAUCCUGGAGUGAUGCAUGCCUGUGGCCAUGAUGGUCAUACGGCUAUGCUUCUUGGUGCAGCAUCCAUCCUGAAAGGAAUGGAGCGAAGUAUCAAGGGAACCGUCCGUUUGAUUUUCCAACCUGCCGAAGAGGGUGGUGCUGGUGCCAAGAGAAUGCUUGAAGAAGGACUCUUGGAAGAGGAACCGAGACCACAACAUGCAUUUGCUAUGCAUGUCAACCCAAAGGUCCCAACUGGUAUUGUUGCUUCUCGACCUGGAACCGUCAAGGCAGCAGCCGAGCGCUUUGAGAUUACGAUUACAGGUGUAGGAGGCCAUGCUGCCAUGCCUCACUUGACAGUGGACCCAAUCGUGACUUCCGCGUCGAUUGUAAUGAACUUGCAGACCUUGGUAUCAAGAAGCUUGAGUCCACUGGAGAGUGGCGUCUGCAGUAUCACCAAGUUUGAUGCUGGAAGCGCUUUCAAUGUUAUUCCAGCAAACGCCAUCCUUCGUGGAACGAUCCGUGCCUUGACCACUGAAAUUCUCAUGGAUUUGAAGGACAAGGUCGAACAGAUUGUCACUCGGACAGCUGAAAUGCAUGGUUGCGAAGUCGGUAUUCUAUAUUCUGCCGACUGGUACCCUCCAACCAGAAACGACGAGCAACUUUAUGAGGAAUUUUCAAAGGAAAUUGGAGCCAUGGUGUCAAAAUCCGGUGAGGUGUUGGAAUUGGACCCAGGAAUGGGAGCCGAAGACUUUGGCUUUAUCGCAGAGGAAAUCCCAUCAACCUACUUUAUGAUCGGAUCCGGCAGCGGAACGGAGCCACCAACAGACUUUGGAUUGCACCAUCCCCGUUUUGCGUUGGACGAAACCAUCUUGCCUCAAGGAGCAGAACUUCAUGUGAACUUGGCAUUGCGCUGCCUUCACAUGCUCGGGGAGGUUGACUCGGACUCGCACGUGUGA